AUGCAACCUCGACCACCGGAUUUCACUGAUGUCAACAAGGACAACAUUUCUACGCUUGAACAUGUCAUCAAAAAUGCUUUAAACCGAGCAAGUUUCAUCGCGUUAGAUACUGAAUUCACGGGUCUUGGUGGUAAAGAGGCAAAUACCAGAGCGCCUAAUAUUGAAGAAAGAUAUAUCAAUUUAUGUAAAGUUGUUAAAACACAUGCCGUGGUGGCCUUCGGAAUUACAAUAUUCGAGGAUCCAACAGCGUCUGGACAGGUAGCAUCAGGAGGACUUGAGAAGCAAUACAAUGUGUACAACUUUAAUUUUACUCUAUUGAGUCAAGUAGAUCAUAUUAUUAGUCCCCGAAGUUUACAAUUCCUGUCUGAUAGCGGCUUCGAUUUCAAUAAACAAAUCCGCAGAGGAAUUCCUUACACACCUGGACGUGAUCCGACAUCAGUUAGUUCCAAUGAUCCAAAUGCAAUAAUGCGCUCUAUAUUCUCUCACAUUCUAACACGGAAUGUUCCGAUAAUUGUCCAUAAUGGAUUUCUCGAUUUGAUAUACAUUUAUUACUCAUUUUAUGCAGAAUUGCCAGAAAAACUCAGUACAUUUGUUGCAGAUUUGGGUGAAAUGUUUCAUGCUGGCAUAGUUGAUACAAAAUAUAUUGCAGACUACGUUACUAGAGAAAAAAGUAGCUUUUUAGCUUACUUAUUUAGAAAAUACGAAAGGGAACAGGUGGAUCGCAAAAACUCUGGUGAUAAAAGCUAUUUAUUAAUACGAAUUCAAAAAGGCUGUGAUAAUUCUCAAUGGACAAAUAUGGGUGUCUAUGAAAAAACUCACACGAACGUAACAUCUUCUAAGCGACCUCUUGAACAACAGUAUUGUGAACAAUAUGCUGCGCAUGGAUUCUGUUCUCAACGAAUGAGAUGUGGAAACUCCCAUGAUUUAGAUUUUAUUUUGGAUGAACAAGCAAAAGAGGUCGACUCAAAACGUAAACGUCGUAAAAAUCAGCAUAUAGAUGAAGAAAGCAAUUCAAAAGAGCAUGUGUCAGCUUCGAUGCCACCAACUGUCAUACCGUCCACAAAACCGGACCAAUAUGAUAACUAUCAUUCCGCUCAUUUUGAUGCUUAUAUGACGGGUUUCAUUUUCGCUAGGCAAUUGAUGAAAUACACAAGCGCAACUGUUAUGAAUGAAUAUAAAAAUAAGCUAUAUCUUAUAAGCAAAAAUUUACCAUUGUUGAUUGAAAAGAACGUGGUUGGAUGGACUUUAAUGAGUGUAGAAUGUUAA
Messenger RNA from Dentiscutata erythropus, 1266 nucleotides. The record is from the annotation of a GenBank genome assembly. NCBI's taxonomy places the organism in Eukaryota, Fungi, Glomeromycota, Glomeromycetes, Diversisporales, Gigasporaceae.